GCCCUUUGAUUGACUGAUUCGGGUCUGCUGUUCGCUACUCAGUCGUUUCCAAGUCAAGUCCAACCUCAUUAAUUCCUUGCUGCACUCGGGCUUUACGGGAAGGUGCGAUUGCUGUGUCAUGGAAAUAUCCUAUGGUGGUUUGAUCUGAGCUUGUUGGACCCUUGUUGGAGGACUGUUCAAGAUGGACUCUCACCGCGCAACUCGCCAAUUGUUGGAGUACCUUCGCACUGGCUAUCCAAUACUCCUCCUCCUGGUCUUCAUAUCCGCCUUCGUUGCCAAUUCUGUCCUUGCCGCCAAAAAUGCCAAUAAUUCUCCCACCGCAGCGCAGACAGGUCCUGGCGGGAGACCGCUCCCCAAACGGUCAAGAAGUACGAUGGCAGUCAUGAAAACCCCCCAGAAAUUCUCUCAGAAUACUAGAUCGUUGUUCAGGUGGUUGUCUGUGGGUAUACUAUUGACCGUUCUUGGGGAUGCAGCCGUCAAUGUGGCACAUGUGAUAGUCUCUAGAUCGGAGCAAUGGUGGUGUGGACAGUCCGUUGUGAUCUACGUUGUGGGCUCGUUCUUUGUCUAUUCGAUUAUCCUCGUCUCGUUAUUAGAUACAGAUCCGUCUCCGACAUUUGCGCAGUUUGUCCCUUGGUUGGUAGCAGUGCCCGUCGAAUUAGCUAUAUUGGGUAUCUCUUCCUCGAUCAACGCUGGCAACCAUCAUGAGCCAGUUGUGGGAGAUCCGACUGGGGGUCGUUUGCAGAAAGGCGUGACUUUGUGGGAACUUACGGAGCUCAUCUGUAACUGCGUCAGAGUGCUGAUCCUUAGCACAUUGGUCGCACUUUACGUGUUCAGCUCUAUUAGGAUGUAUUCUAGUUCCAGAAAAGUCCCAAGAGCAUAUGCCAAUGGCGCUUCUGAAACCACAGGGUUGCUGGACCCUUCUCAUGCGGAGAACGGGAACGCUUAUGGCUCAACUCCAGCCAACCAGCAGCCUACUAAACCCGCCGAUGCAUGGGUUCGACCAACUACUGUUCCAUCUACUAGCUGGUGGGAGUAUCUUAGCGGAUAUUCGCUAUUUUUUCCGUAUCUCUGGCCGUCGAAGUCCCGUCGGCUGCAGAUCGUGGUGGUUAUAUGUUUCAUCCUGAUUGUUUUGCAACGUGUUGUCAAUGUUCUGGUGCCUCUCCAGGUUGGAGUUAUCACCCGCAAAUUGACUAAAACGGGCGAUGGCUUUAAUGUACCAUGGUUUGAUAUCUGUCUGUACAUCUUGUUUCGGUGGUUGCAGGGUAACCAGGGCCUGAUCGGUUCAUUGCGUUCCAGUCUUUGGAUUCCUGUGAGCCAAUAUUCUUACAUGGAGCUUUCGACUGCGGCUUUCGAGCAUGUGCACAGUCUUAGCCUUGAUUUCCAUCUCGGCAAGAAGACCGGUGAGGUAUUAUCUGCGCUGAGCAAAGGUAGCUCUAUCAAUACCUUCCUCGAACAAGUCACUUUUCAGGUCGUGCCCAUGUUAGUCGAUCUUUGUGUUGCCAUUGUCUACUUCCUCAUUGCGCUUGAUGCUUACUAUGCUUUGGUCGUCACCAUUGUGACAUUCUGUUAUCUUUAUGUCACUGUCCGCAUGGCACAAUGGAGAGCGGAGAUUCGGCGGCAAAUGGUCAAUGCUUCAAGGCAAGAAGAUGCAGUCAAGAAUGACUCCAUGGUAUCUUAUGAAACAGUAAAGUACUUCAAUGCCGAGGACUAUGAGUUCGGCAGGUACCGAGGAGCAGUAUCGGAUUUCCAACGGGCUGAAUACCACGUUCUAUUUUCUUUGAACCUAAUGAAUACCUCUCAGAAUACGGUUUUUAUGCUUGGACUAUUGAUUGCCUGUUUUAUUGCUGCAUAUCAGGUCUCACUGGGACAGCGGGACGUUGGUGAAUUUGUGUCGCUUCUCACAUAUAUGGCGCAGCUCCAGGGCCCUCUGAACUUCUUUGGCACGUUCUACCGUUCCAUCCAAUCGGCAUUGAUCAACUCGGAGCGGUUGCUAGAGCUUUUCAGAGAACAACCAACGGUUGUUGAUAUGCCUAGUGCUACUCCUUUACCAGUCUGCAAAGGUGACAUUAUCUUUGAGAACGUCAAAUUCUCAUAUGAUAGCCGCAAACCUGCCCUGAAUGGCCUUACUUUCCGCUGUGAGCCGGGAACGACAACGGCCCUGGUUGGUGAAUCUGGUGGUGGCAAAUCCACCGUUUUCCGUUUACUCUUCCGUUUCUAUAAUUCCGAAUGGGGCCGUAUUUUAAUCGACGGGCACGACGUGAAAAACACCACAAUUGAUUCUCUCCGGAAGCAUAUUGGCGUUGUGCCGCAGGAUACUGUGCUCUUCAACGAGACGUUAAUGUACAACCUGAAAUAUGCCAACCAGAAUGCGACAGACGAAGACGUCUACGAGGCUUGCAAAGCUGCCAGUAUACACGACAAAAUCAUGUCCUUCCCAGAUAGAUAUAACACCAAGGUCGGUGAACGUGGUCUACGACUCAGUGGAGGGGAGAAACAACGAGUGGCUAUUGCUCGUACCAUCUUGAAAAAUCCGCGUAUCAUUCUUUUGGAUGAGGCUACAGCCGCGUUGGACACCGAGACAGAGGAACAUAUCCAGGGAGCUUUGUCCACUCUUUCUCGCGGUCGCACCAUGCUUGUAAUCGCUCAUCGACUAAGCACCAUCACGACUGCGGAUCGCAUCCUAGUCUUGCAUGAGGGCAAGGUCGCGGAGAGUGGCACUCACGAUCAACUCCUAGCCAUGAAAGGCCGCUACGCCAGUAUGUGGCGGAAGCAAAUAAGAGCGCAGAGGGCAGCGGCAGAGGCCCAGGUACUUCAAGAUCGUGCCCAGCGCUUGCGCAGUGCAUCCGCCUCGGGCGUUGUCGGAGAUGAUAGUUCUAGCCAGUCUGACGAGGACCGGAAUGGUAACCCUCAUGCGUCUGCGAUCCGACAGACACAGGGCCAUCACUGGCCCGCGCACGAUCAGAAGGCAUAGAGCAGGAACCGAAUACGUCAGCGCGGGGAGUUAUCCCAGGCGUUGUUUUCAGUCACAUAUAAAGAGCUUAUACUUAGAGUGUCCGAGGGAUGAUAUAUCAGUCUGGGGUUGUUUUUGUCCUUUUUUCCUUUUCCCUU
Molecule: messenger RNA, 3108 nt
Organism: Aspergillus caelatus
Lineage: Eukaryota; Fungi; Ascomycota; Eurotiomycetes; Eurotiales; Aspergillaceae
Gene: hmt1
Product: putative vacuolar ABC heavy metal transporter (Hmt1)
Exons: 3
Coding region: 182-2971 (929 amino acids)
Biological process (GO): transmembrane transport
Cellular component (GO): membrane
Molecular function (GO): ABC-type transporter activity; ATP hydrolysis activity; ATP binding
Source: RefSeq, a predicted model, not a curated record